AUGCGAGGGUUAAGAAAUAGAGGUCCUGAGUGGUGCGACGUUGCGCGUGUCUUGAAACGCAGAGCGUUAGCCCCAGGGGUUGGUUGGAUGGGUGGGCACGCGCGCCAGCGCCCGUUGAGAUUUGAGAAACUUGGGGUGCCGAUGGCCCGUGGGCUAUCAGCCGUUUUCUACCUGUUUGGGUUCAUCCCAAGACACGGGACGGAAACAAGAACAGCAGCCAGGGGAAAAAGCAAAGAAACAAAAAACCGUGCCGAAAUGCACAUGUCGGACGGGGGGUUGGGCGGAUAUUGUAUUCCUUCAAAGGGGGGAGGGGAUGAUGUCUCGGUUCUUGGACGUUGGAAAGACUUGCAUGUUACUUUGCUUUUUUUUUUUCUCACCAACCGAACAUGCUCCCUCCGUCUCUUUACUGUAUGGAGUAAUGCUUCCCACUUCCUCUCCACCGUAACGAAGCAUUUCAGGUUCCAUUCGAGGGGACGAUAUGACAUGGCUCAGAUUGCUUCCGUGCAUAGCGCAUCUCGUUUCCCAAAGGGAGUUGUGUUUUUCUUUAGAAAAGGGAAUAAAAACAAGUUGUUCCAUGGCACGGACUUGCUACUCGCUAACAGACAUGCCAUCCCAGCGCCGACCCCGGCUAGAACUAACACCCCUUCAUUUCAGCUCAUUAUGAACACGGAGGAGGGCCCGGGGGCCGGGGUAGUAAAUUGGGGGGUCUCCAACCGGGCAACCGACAAAAAACAGCAACUAGGUAAUUAG
Colletotrichum costaricense is the source of this 750-nucleotide messenger RNA. RefSeq lists its product as uncharacterized. Lineage: Eukaryota; Fungi; Ascomycota; Sordariomycetes; Glomerellales; Glomerellaceae. The transcript has a single exon. The record is from RefSeq and is a predicted model, not a curated record. The coding region runs from base 1 to 750 and encodes 249 amino acids.